Messenger RNA from Cryptococcus deneoformans JEC21, 899 nucleotides. RefSeq names its product guanylate kinase, putative. The transcript is spliced from 3 exons. Gene Ontology annotation, cellular component: cytosol. Gene Ontology annotation, molecular function: GMP kinase activity. NCBI's taxonomy places the organism in Eukaryota, Fungi, Basidiomycota, Tremellomycetes, Tremellales, Cryptococcaceae. The record is from RefSeq and is a predicted model, not a curated record. Bases 154 to 807 code for a protein of 217 amino acids. Gene Ontology annotation, biological process: purine nucleotide metabolic process.
CGGUUCUAGUCGGCCACUGCAUCCUUUCAAACGGAUCUUCUUUUCAGGCAUCCUAUAUAUAGCGGCAUACUGCUUUGCAAAAGGUUGCAACGGAACACCACCAUUUUUUCCCUACGCCUACUCUCCAGGACAGCCAUCCGCCAUACAUCCUCAAUGUCGAGGCCCAUCAAUCCAGACGUCGUCAACCGCCCACUUGUGAUUUGCGGCCCUUCUGGUACCGGAAAAUCUACCCUCCUCAAGACUCUUUUUGAGAGCCAGCCUGAUACCUUUGGUUUUUCCGUCUCUCAUACUACUCGAAAGCCUAGGCCCGGGGAGGAAAAUGGCCGAGAAUACCACUUUGUCACCAAGGAAGAGUUUAUGGAGGGUGUCGGCAAGGGCGAAUUUUUGGAGUGGGCCGAAUUCGGGGGCAAUUGUUACGGAACUACAUUUGCUGCCUUGACCGCCCUUCAUCCCCGCCGAUGCAUUCUCGACAUUGAACUGCAAGGUGUCCUUCAGCUAAAGGCUAAGGCCCCGCUCCAAACCCCUCCCCUCGAACCGGUGUUUCUCUUCCUUUCUCCGCCUUCCAUUUCUCAACUUAAAUCCCGUUUGUCUGGGCGAGGUACCGAGACCGACGCCUCCAUCCGAAAGAGGCUCGAUGCUGCCAAGGAGGAGCUGAGGUACGCGAAGGAGGGCAAAUAUGAUGUUUACGUUGUCAACGAUGAUCUGAAGGUGGCUGGCGAAAAGCUUGAGAAAGUUGCGAUGGGUUGGGAGGGCUGGAAGACUUGCGGUGACGUCUUGCCAGAGCUGAACUUGGCUGAACUUGACUAAAUAGAUCACCCAUCCUAGAGAUUUAUCAAGUUAGAUCGUUCUAGACUGUUGCUUUUAUGCACAUACAUGCCUAUCUAAUUGUACACACAUUG